Messenger RNA from Penicillium angulare, 1878 nucleotides. RefSeq lists its product as uncharacterized. The transcript is spliced from 2 exons. The record is from RefSeq and is a predicted model, not a curated record. Bases 1 to 1878 code for a protein of 625 amino acids. NCBI's taxonomy places the organism in Eukaryota, Fungi, Ascomycota, Eurotiomycetes, Eurotiales, Aspergillaceae.
AUGAGUUGGGAUAAGGUCAUACAGGACUCCGACGAGGACGAACCUCUCAUUGAAGAUGACUUUCCCGCCUCUCCUGACCCGCUCCAGACUACCCAGUCUCCAGUCAUACAACAUCAUGAUCAUCCAGAAGAAAAGGAAACAUUUCUCCCACUUCAGCACAAUGCCAAUCAAGGCUUCCCAGAACCGCAACUGAACGUCAAUUUCGAUCAAUUUCUGCAGUCGCAAGGCACACAUGUAACGUCUACUUCAUCACAGCAACAACGCGAAGAAAGAUGGAUUCCCGCGACUUGCGAAGGCGGGGGAGGAUCAAUCGGAGGAAUCAUGACAGAAAUAGGAAUUGCACAAGAUCAAUUGUUCAACGAUAAUGCCUCCAGUGCCGCUCAGCGCCUCCCUUCUACCGCAACUCAUUACCCUAGCGAAAUAUCUCAACCGGGAUCUUUUCCAGCAAUGGAGUCGUACAAUCGCGAACAAUAUAAUCCAGUGGCCUAUGGAAAUACUGCCCAUGCGAUGAUUCCUCAUGAUGUCCCUUAUGAAGCAACUCAACUUCUUGUUCCUGGUCCCGUGGUCCCAUAUGAUUACAGCACGCUAGCUGCCACGACCGAUAUAUCUUCACCGUCUGACGGGAACACAGCUUUAACGUCAGCUCCACUAAGUGAAAAUAUGCACACAAAUCUAUCCAAAGCGGCCCCGCAUCGGGCUAAAUCAAUGCAAUCAAUGCAAUAUUCCCCGCAUGACACUGAGCCAUUCUCGUCUGUGACAUCACCGCGCUUAAAUAGAGCUAAAAGUGAUACAGCAAGGCCCGGUCUCAUUUCUCCCCGACACUCUCCAUCUAGCACACAUGAUGAGUUGGCUCUACCUACCGUUGCCGUGGAGGUACCAUCUGUUACAAAAAGGAAGCGUGGUCGCCCGAGCAAAGCGUCUCUCCAGGACAAUGAUGACGACGAUGAGCUAGCCCUUACCCGGAACCCAGAGCCUAUCCCUAUUAAACUAUCUGGAAAUCAGCUCCCAGAGCAGAUAGUCGAACCCGUUCCUAUAGAGGCCACCCACGAGUCCAGCGUUGAACAAGCCGUCGAGCCCGAAAAAGAAAUCCCAGACACAUUAAUCAAUACAGAAGCAGUGGAGAGCAAUGAUCAGAAUACCACCAUAUCGGCAGUUGCAGAAAACAAAAACAAGCGCACGGCUAAAGAGCCGAAAAAGAAAAAGGUCAAGCGAAGCAAGACAGCCUCUGCUGCUAUGCAGAAGUCUCAAAUAUCUGAUAUUGACGAUGAUAUAAUCUGGGUUGACUCACGGCCUUUACAAGCCCAGGAUGCGCAGGAUGCGCAGGAAGAAAGCAAGUCAAAAGCAGACGCGCCACAAAAAGAGAUUCCUCAGCAGGAGCCUACCGUUCUAAACGACACUAGCACUAAUGUCACGAAACCGGGAAAGGCCCCCCCUAAGAAACGCGGGCGCAAACCGAAGAAGUCUGCAGAGCAAGUAGCAGAAGACGCACCAGACCCGGCAGACGAAGCAGAUAAAGCAGAUAUCUCGUUGGACCAUGCUGAUUCCAAUUCUGUCGGGGUUGAUAAAUUACAAAACCCUUCACUCCCGGACAAGGAUGAGACGAAUAACGCCUCAAUCGAUAUUGCGCCCAGCUCAGAUGUACAUGCCCCAACAGAUCCUCCUUCGAUUGAAGAUGAUAAGACGUCAAACUCGACUGAACCGGGACUUCAAACGCCUCAGAGAUCGGAUCAAAAGCUGAGCACUCCCGUCUCGGAUAUUAAGGCUCAGAAAGGAGUAUCAAAGAAUAGUCCUAUCACGUCAACUAGCAAAGUUCCGUACCGCGUUGGGUUAAGCAAGAGGGCUCGUAUCGCGCCGUUGCUGAAAAUCGUACGAAAGUAA